Molecule: messenger RNA, 919 nt
Organism: Podospora bellae-mahoneyi
Lineage: Eukaryota; Fungi; Ascomycota; Sordariomycetes; Sordariales; Podosporaceae
Gene: NAS6
Product: putative ankyrin-repeat protein
Exons: 7
Coding region: 128-823 (231 amino acids)
Molecular function (GO): protein binding
Source: RefSeq, a predicted model, not a curated record
GGCGGGGGUGGUCUGAUGUGGAAGGCAUCACUUAUAUGACGCCGCCUUCAGCAGCGAAGCAACUAGAUACAAGUACAUUCUUCAGCUUCAACUAGAUACCUGGAAAUACCAACAAAUCAGAGACAAAAUGGAAAAUCAAGACAAGUUCGCCAUCCACGCAGCCGCUCGUGACGGGAAAGCGACCGUUGUAGAGUCUUUGCUGAAUGCCAAUCCCAAGCUCGCCAAGCUGAAAGACGACGAUGGCCGUCUUCCCAUCCACUGGGCGGCUUCGUACAACCACCACGAGAUUGUCAACCUCCUGGUUCAACAGAAAGGGUUUGAUGUCGACGUCAAAGAUGACAUGGGCUGGACUCCUCUCAUGAUCGCAGCCAGCGUCAAGGACUCGGACAGAGUGGUCGAUCUCCUCCUUGCCAGAGAUGCCGACGUGAAUGAGACAAUCCUCCACUUCAUAGCCUCCAAGUCCAACCUCGACCUCGCCCGCAAGCUCCUCGAAGAGCACAAACCUCCCGCUUCCGUCCGCGUCCGCGACAAGCGAGGCCAGUACCCCCUCCACCGCGCCGCCGCCGUCGGUUCGGUCCCCUUGAUCAACCUGUUUCUCAAGCACAAAAGUCCCCUGAACGCCAGCGAUUCAGCUGGACAAACGGCGUUGCAUCAUGCUAUUGCCGAGGGGCAUGGUGAUGCGGCUGUGGUGUUGAUGAAAGCUGGGGCUGAGAUGGACAGGAAGGAUAAUGAUGGGUUUCUGCCUUUGGAGGUGGCGCCUGGGAUUGAUGUCAAGAAGUAUAUUCAGCGAAAGGCGGAGGAGGAGGGGAUUGAUCUUCCAUAGGUUGUGUCACAGUACCUAGACAAAACUGUAUCAAGGGUGGAAGCAUAGAUAUCAAAACAUCGGCUGUGGUCUAUAAAGUUUCUGUCCAUAUGCAAA